AUGAAAGUGGCACAAAGAAUGAUAGUCGGUGCAUUUUUUGGACUCUUAGGUAUCUGCGAAAGGGUCGAUAUUGCGAAUAAAGCAGAAAAUCAUUCUCUGUCUCAAUUUCCUCGUUUUGGUGAUAUUGAUAUGACUGGGGCAACAGCGGGAAAAGACAGAAAUUCUCACACCCAGGAUAAUCUGGAUGGUACAAUCUCAAUAAUUCCUGCGGCUUCCGAACAUUACGUCGGCGUUAGGAUUUCAGAUGAGCUUUACGAGAGACUGGUUUAUUUUAGCAAGAUGUGCGCGCUGACCUACUGUAUCACGUCUAAUGAGAUCAUUGAUGGUUCCACUUUUACAGAUGGCGGAUGCCCCGCUCGUCUCAAUUUCUGCUCCGACAAGCAAUCAAAUCCCACCGCCGCAGAUACCAAAAUCGAGCUCGUCCUUUUGGCUCAAGGUAAGGAGUUAGGAACGGGUUUUCUCGCGGUGGACCAUGAAAAGGAAGUAGUUAUCCUCUCCUUCAGGGGCUCUUCAACAAAUCAAGAUUGGCUCAGCGACUUUGCGAUAUACCCUACUCCUUAUGAACCUGCUUCAAAGGAGUUUUAUGACGAAUGGGUUGCCUCCGGAAGAAUUGGACCUUGCGAAGAUUGCAUGCUCCAUAGAGGCUUCAACGUUUUCCUUAAUACAUUGAGUUCAAAGUUCUUUGAAAAGAUUGAAAGUAUUUUCGAAACACAUCCUGGCUAUGAGCUCGUUGUCAUUGGCCACUCGUUGGGAGCCGCUGUGGCAAGUUUGGCUGGAAUUGAACUACGCUUAAGAGGGUAUGAACCGCUUGUCUUAACGUAUGCAUCACCUAAAAUAUUCAGCAGCAAGCUAAGGGCCUGGGUCGAUGAGUUGUUUGAGACCGAUGAAAUUCAUGAGCGAUCUUUACGCGAAGAGAAGGUCAUGUUUCGUCAAGGUUUUUUCAGAGUUGUCCAUGACGAAGACUACAUUACCAUGGUUCCACCUUUUUACGAACCUGCGGGUCUGGAAAUAUUCAUCAACUAUCCUCAUCUGCCACCAAGGCGCGAACACUUGGAAUAUCACGGCCCAUCAAAUAACUUGGUCUCGGUAGACACACAAUCUCUUUUCAGCACAACAGGACGGGGGCAAGGCCAUAGAUUACUGGGACCACUUGAGACGUGGCUUCAUAUGUACGAGCAUCGUGCUUACUUUAUCUUGAUAAACACUUGUGAUGGUUUCUAA
This is a messenger RNA of Lachancea dasiensis, 1221 nucleotides long. Lineage: Eukaryota; Fungi; Ascomycota; Saccharomycetes; Saccharomycetales; Saccharomycetaceae. The record is from the annotation of a GenBank genome assembly.